This is a messenger RNA of Caenorhabditis bovis, 969 nucleotides long. NCBI's taxonomy places the organism in Eukaryota, Metazoa, Nematoda, Chromadorea, Rhabditida, Rhabditidae. The record is from the annotation of a GenBank genome assembly.
AUGUCGCUCAACACUUCUCACACUCCCGAUGGAAAAGGUGUUUUGAUCUACAAUGGGGAAAUGAUUCUCCUCUAUUCGUCGAAUGUCAAGCUGAAAUUCGAAAAGUACGAGCAUCCGACAUUCAAAGGAACUAAGAAUGGAUCUCUCUAUCUUACAUCGCACCGCAUCAUCUUCAUGAACUCGCCGGGAAAGGAUGAGUUCCGUUCGUUCUCGAUGCCAUUCAACUGCCUUCGCGACGUUCAAUUGGAGCAGCCGAUGCUUGCUCCGAAUUAUCUUAAGGGAUGGAUUCAGCCGUUGGCUGGCGGAAAUUUUGAUGGGUGCCCAGAAUUUCGUCUAAGCUUCCCAAAGGGCGGAUGCAUCGAGUUCGGACAAGCUCUUCUCAGAGCUGCUGAGCUUGCUUCCCGCACUCGACCAUUUGCUGCUCCGCCGGCGUACGAGCAAGCUCCGAAGGCCCAGCAGAACACUUAUUACUCAGCACCACCGGCAUACUACAUGUCGCAAGGAAAUUACCAGGGAUUCCAGGCGCCGACUCAUGUUUUCCCAGAACAGCCGCCAAUGGGAAACGUCUAUAUGUUUGAGAGUCCGCCACCAUAUGCUGGAAUUGGCGAGCCAGUUCUCCAACCAGUGAAUCAGCUCCAGUCGGCUGGUGUUGCUCAGUACCCGAUAGCGCCACCACAGCCAGGCUUCGUUGUUGGCGCAGGAGCUGCUCCACAACAGCAACCGGCAUACAACAUCGGAGCUGGUGCUGCUCCACAUCAGCAACCGCCAUACAAUAUCGGAGCUGGCUCUGCACCGGUUCCACAACCGCCGGGCUACGGAGCGUACAACCAACAACCGGGAUAUGGCGUUGGUUCUGGAGUCACACCACAACAACACUAUCAGAAUGUGCCGAACAGCUCUCAGCCGCCGCCGUACACUCCAUACCAAGAAGCUGGACCUCUUCCAUCCAAGAAUGGACCACCAAUGUAA